This is a messenger RNA of Pistacia vera, 1103 nucleotides long. RefSeq names its product MATH domain and coiled-coil domain-containing protein At3g58360-like. The record is from RefSeq and is a predicted model, not a curated record. Gene Ontology annotation, molecular function: protein binding. NCBI's taxonomy places the organism in Eukaryota, Viridiplantae, Streptophyta, Magnoliopsida, Sapindales, Anacardiaceae. The coding region runs from base 24 to 968 and encodes 314 amino acids. The transcript has 6 exons.
UUUCUGAAAAUAAUUUUGUUGCGAUGGCCAGUCGCAUUGGUUUAAAGGUCCACAAGACUGAGAUCACAAGAUCUGUAUCAGAGACACCACCAACUCAUUAUACAGUCACAAUACAGUCAUUUUCAUUGCUUUCCAAGAACGAUAAGAAAUAUGAAUCUGCAGAAUUUGAAGCUGGUGGUAACAAAUGGAAACUUGUUCUCCACCCAAAUGGAAAUAAAAACAAGAAUGUGGCGAACCACAUUUCUCUCUACUUAGCCGUGGCAGAUGCAAGUUCACUCCCUCCUGAUUGGGAGGUCUCUGCAGUUUAUCGGUUGUUUUUGCUUGAUCAGAACAAGGAUAACUACUUGGUAGCUCAAGAGCCCCAGGGAAAGCAAAGACGGUUCCAUAGAUUGAAACCUGAACGGGGUUUUGAUCGAUUCAUCCCAACUAAAGUAUUUAGCGAUGCUUCUUAUGGAUACCUGGUGGAUGACACGUGUGAGCUUGGAGCAGAAGUUUUUGUUAGUAAGGAAAGAAGCAGAGGCAAAGCAGAGUGUCUAGAAAUGAUCAAAGAUCCUGGCAGUUUUAAGCAUGUUUGGAAGAUUGAAAACUUUUCUAUGUUAGCAUCUGAAUAUUAUGACUCCAAAGAAUUCACUGCUGCUGGUUUCAAAUGGAAGAUGCAGCUCUAUCCUAAAGGAAGAGACACAGGAGCUGGAUGUAUUUCUCUGUACUUGGUUUUGGCAGAUUUAACAUCUCUUACUCCUGCUUCUAAAGUAUAUGUAGACUGUACUCUGCGCAUCCAGGAUCAAGUGGAAAACAGGCACAUAUCUUUUAAAAAGAGUCACUGGUUCAGUGCCUCAAGCCGGGAAAGUGGUUGGGCAAGAUUUUUUCCCUUGAGUUUCUUUCUUCGGCCUAAUGAUUGGGUAGUGAACGAUGUUUGCUUCUUGGAAGCAGAGGUGACCGUUCGGGGUAUUGCUAGUACUUUGUUAUAAGUUGUCUAAGUUCUCAAAUGUCCCAAGUGAAUUGUGGGAGAAAGUAUAAUAAAUGUAGCACUAUUUUAUUUCUUAAAGAUUGUAAAUUUACAGAAGGUACCAAUAAUUAAAAGCUGUCUUUUACAUUUGAGAAGC